Stegastes partitus (bicolor damselfish) is the source of this 3951-nucleotide messenger RNA. RefSeq names its product phospholipase C like 1 (gene plcl1). The record is from RefSeq and is a predicted model, not a curated record. Gene Ontology annotation, molecular function: phosphatidylinositol-4,5-bisphosphate phospholipase C activity. The transcript has 11 exons. Gene Ontology annotation, biological process: phosphatidylinositol-mediated signaling; phosphatidylinositol metabolic process; regulation of synaptic transmission, GABAergic. The coding region runs from base 55 to 3312 and encodes 1085 amino acids. NCBI's taxonomy places the organism in Eukaryota, Metazoa, Chordata, Actinopteri, Pomacentridae.
CCCUCGGUGCAGAAGGUGGGCGGAGGUCGGAAGAAGACGGUUUCCUUCAGCAGCAUGCCCUCUGAGAAGAAGGUGAGCAGUGCUGCCGACUGCUUGGCGUUCAUGCAAGGCGGUUGUGAACUGAAGAAGAUCCGGCCAAACUCCAGGGUUUACUGCCGUUUCUACACCCUGGACCAGGACCUGAGCUGCCUACGCUGGGAACCCUCCAAGAAAGACGGGGACCGGGCUCGACUGGACGUCUCCAGCAUCCGGGAGGUCCGCACUGGGAAGAGCACCGAGACCUUCCUCCAUAACGGACCUCUCUCUGAACACCUGGCUGAGGAAGCAGCCUUCUCUGUCAUACAUGGAGAUGACUACCAAUCUCUGGACUUGGUUGCCUUGUCAGCAGACGUGGCCAACAUCUGGGUGACAGGCCUUCGCUACCUGCUGGCCCACCCUUCGAUCAUCGGAGGGGGAGGCGGCGGAGGUGGAGGCGGCACGGGUGAAGGAGGAGGAGGUCUGGCGGUGGACGGUAGCUUGGGAAGCAAGAUGAGGAGCGAGUGGCUGGCAGCGGAGUUCGCUCAGGUGGACGAAGACGGCUACGGCAUCGUGUCGGAGGACGUCGCUGUCGCCACCAUCUGUAAACUGUGUCCCGGCAUCAAGGAGGCCAAGGUGCGUCUUCGUUUCAAGGAGAUCCAGCGCAGCAAAGAGAAGCUGACCUCCCACGUGACUCGCGAGGAGUUCCAGGAGGCCUACUGCGAGCUGUGCACCCGGCCCGACGUCUACUUCUUGCUGGUGCAGCUGUCCAAAGACCGCGAGUGUCUGGACCCUCAGGACCUCCGCCUCUUCCUGGAGACGGAGCAGGGUUUGUCCCUGGCGACCACCGAGGGCUGCUGGGAGCUGUUGAAGCGCUACGAGCCCUCAGCGCAGGGCAAAGAGCGAGGCCUGCUGGGUCUGGAUGGCUUCGCCCGCUACCUGCAGUCCCCAGAGUGCCAGCUGCUCGACCCGGAGCACCAGGGGGUUUGUCAGGACAUGAACAUGCCGCUGUCCCACUACUACAUCAGCACCUCGUAUCGCUCCUACCUGCUGGAUGACCAGGUCCACGGCCGAGCAGACCUAGGAGGGCUCAUCAAGGCGUUGCAGUCUGGCUGUCGGUGCCUGGAGUUGGGAGUCACCGAUGGACCAGAGGGGGAACCUCUGCUGGGGGUCGACUAUGGGCCGGACAUUCCUCGACACCAUCACCACCACCACCACCACCAUCACCACCACCACCACACCCCGGUCACCAUCCGCUCUGCUCUGGAGGUGGUGAAUAAAUACGCCUUCCUGACCUCCCAGUACCCUCUGCUGGUGUACCUGUGUCAGCGCUGCUCUCCGGGUCAGCAACGCACCAUGGCUCAGCACCUGAAGAAGGUGUUCGGGUCGCGACUUUACACCCCAGAGGCCCUGCCGGUCAGCCUGGGGGGCCGAGCCACCACCUUACCCUCCCCAGAGCAGCUGAAGGGACGCAUCCUGAUCGUGGGGAAGAAGCUGCCUCCGGAGCAGGACGGCUCAGACGGGGAGGUGUCCGAGGAGGACGAGGAGAUCGGAGGAGGCGGCCCCCUGGCAGGGAGGAGGAUGACCAUCCCUGGUGAGGAGGAGCUGGGUGUGGUCCUGGUGGUACCGCCGCCCUCUCAGCCCAGGAAGCUCCGUCUGCACAAGGACCUGUCUGACCUGGUGGCCAUCGCCCGGACUGGCAGCCGCAGCUUCUACGCCCAGAGAGCCAGUCAGAGGCAGGCGCAGCAGCAGUCGCCCCCCAGCAGCCCGUCCUCCCCCGGGACGCCGACGCCGCCUGAGCCGCCUUACUGGACGCUGUGCUCGCUGGGCGAAGGAGAGGCCGGGCGCCUGACCAGCGAGAGCCCAGAGGACUUGGUCAUGUUCACCAAGCGCACCCUCACCAGAGUGCGACCCAGCUCUGUGCGUCUGGACUCCAGCAACCCCAACCCGCAGGGCUACUGGAAGGGAGGCGUCCAGCUGGUGGCUUUGAACCAGCAGACCCCCGGCGCCAUGCUGGACCUCCACCGAGGUCGCUUCUCGCAGAACGGAGGGUGUGGUUAUGUUCUCCGACCUGCUGUAAUGAGGGACGAGGUGUCAUAUUUCAGCGCCCACACGCAGGGCUGCGUGCCGGGAGUCCCACCACAAACUCUACGUGUCAAGGUCAUCAGCGCCCACAACCUGCCCAAGCCUCAGGGUUCUGGGGCGAAGGGAGAAGUCAUCGACCCGUACGUGGUUCUGGAGCUGCACGGUGUCCCGGCUGACUGUGCAGAACAGCGAACGCGAACCGCCGCUCAGAACCAGGACGACCCGCUUUUCGACGAGACCUUCGAGUUUCAAGUGAACAUGCCAGAGCUGGCCUUGCUGCGCUUCGUCGUUCUCGACGACGACUACAUCGGCGACGACUUCAUCGGCCAGUACAGCGUGGCCUUCGAGUGCCUUCAGCCCGGCUACCGUAACGUGCCCCUGCUGGGAAUGGCGGGAGACCCCUUACCCCACACCAGCCUGUUUGUCCACGUGGCCGUCACCAACCGUCGAGGAGGCGGGAAGGCCCACCGGCGAGGCCUGUCGGUGAGGAGGGUGGGGAGGCGAGGAAGGGAGUACGUCACGCUGAGGCACACCGGCAUCAAGGUGGUGGACGAGACCUUCAAACCAGCCAGCGGGCCCCUGAAAGAGGCCACGGACCUGCGGGAGGACGCCCAGAGCACCACGGCCAGUUUCAAAGAGCAGUGUGGGCUCCCCACUGUGGCCAAGCUGAAGCAGUGCAUCCAGAGCCUGGCCCCGAGGCUGCAGAGCCCCGAAGGCACCAUGGGGGCCUCCAUGGUGCUGAAGGAGGGAUACCCCAGCCUGGAGCCGCUGGUCAGCCUGUCGGAGCCGACGAGGAAGCUGCUGGCCGCAUACGACACGAUGAUCGGCGCCCAGAAGCAGCUGAUCGAGAACGCAGACGGCGUUCAGGAGAGGAUCGCUCAGGUGCAGAGAGAAGGAAUGGACUUCCACGAGGAGCUGUCUCGGCUCGGGGAGAAGGACGGACUGAAGGGACGCAAACUGAACAAAGCUGUGGAGAGUUUCACCUGGAACAUCACUGUACUCAAGGGGCAGAGCGAUCUGUUGAGGGGAGCUAAGAUGGAUUCCCUGGACGCCCUGAGGCAGCUGGCUCUGGCCUGCGAAGCCUGUGGACUCACCUCCUCCUCCUCUUCCUCCAACUCCUCAUCCUCCACCUUCUCCACCGCCGAGCUGCACUACUCCUCCCACCCUCUGUCCGGCCGCCGAAGCAGCACACACGGCAACGGACGCAUCUGACAGCCGUCCGCCGGGUCCAGACCGCUGCCAAAGAUGAAGAGGGAGUAGUUAGAGAGGAUGGCGGAGAUGAAGAGGUGGCAGAGUUUGUCCCUUUAUCCGGUGCAGCCAGUGUCUAGACUGGCCAGCACCACAGCAGUGCAGUCUAUCUGUUCAAGCCUUACGGUGAGUUCAUCAAUUAUCGCUGAAGCUCCGGCCUGCAGAGGCUCUUCAUGAAUGUCUGCAGCGGGAAUGCAAAGAGAGAGAUGCUCCACAUGGGAAAUUUUGACGGCUCCUGCUUUAUUUUCUGAGGUUCGACACUGUAACUCAGCGGGUUCUUCCCUCAUUAGCGAGGGAACCGAAGACACCUUUGUGACAAGGGGGCCGCUGUGAUGUUUACGGCCCUGCUGGGGUUUGGUUUCGGAGGAAUGUCGAGAUGAAUGUAGCGCCGCCUCAGCGUUUCAGCUCGUCCCCCGGGAUGGCGACGCCUGUGUGUGUUUAUAACGCUGCAAAGGUGCUGGAAGAGCUGGAGGACACCACUCAGGUGGAGCUUAUUAUUUCAAGUAGCCUGUUUUAAAACUCACAAAAGUUUUAUCCUGCUUUUAUUUUUAGGUAUCUGUUGACUUAUCUUUGCAUAAGUGAACAAAUAACACAAUUCAUAAG